Messenger RNA from Cryphonectria parasitica EP155, 1132 nucleotides. Its product is annotated as P-loop containing nucleoside triphosphate hydrolase protein. The coding region runs from base 126 to 956 and encodes 276 amino acids. Lineage: Eukaryota; Fungi; Ascomycota; Sordariomycetes; Diaporthales; Cryphonectriaceae. The record is from RefSeq and is a predicted model, not a curated record. The transcript is spliced from 3 exons. Gene Ontology annotation, cellular component: cytoplasm.
CUCGUAUGGUGCUUCUAUCGAUAUCGAUAUCGUUAGCAUCAGCGAAUUUACUUUUUUGGAUCAUUCUUGACAGAGACCUCUUUGUUUCCUUUCUUCUUUUCCCUUCCUUUUGUGUCAUCACCAUUAUGGGCGACCAAAAGGCAGUCAUUGUAGGCCUCUCAGGCUGCUCAUCCAGCGGCAAGACAACCCUCGCGAGGUUAUUGCGUGACAUAUUCCCAAACACCUUCGUCCUACACGAGGAUGACUUCUACCGUCCAGAAGAAGAGCUCCCCACGAGACAUGGUCUCCUAGACUGGGACUGCGCCGAGUCGCUGAACAUUCCCGAUAUGGAGAAGGCUCUCACACAUAUCCGCUCCGAGGGCACAUUUCCUCCCUUUGUGGAUUCGAAAGAAGACAAGAACUCGGUAGGACAGUGUCCCGCCUCCGAGGCCAAGAUAGCAGCCAUGAAGGCCAAGGUCUCAGCCUGGCUGGAACCGGGCAAACCAGGCCACGACAUAUUCAACAAUGACACCGCCGCAUCAGCCUCCUCAUCUCCGCUCCGGAUGUGUCUCCUCGAUGGCUUUCUCCUCUACUCCCCACCAGACUUCAGCGGCAUCAUGUCCCUGCUCGACAUCAAGCUCUUCCUGCAGGUGAGCCACGCCAAGGCGACCCAACGGCGCGAGGCGAGAGACGGCUAUGUCACGCUCGAGGGCUUUUGGAAGGACCCGCCGGGCUACGUGGACAAGAUCGUGUGGCCAAACUACGUCGAUGCCCACGCGUGGAUGUUCGAGGGCGGCGAUGUCGAGGGGGGUAGGCUGGCUUGGGAUGUGCUGCGGGAGAAAGGGGUCCUGGCCCAGCAGUCGUCCGAAGCGAAGGAGGGGGGCGGCCGAAGUGUGGACUUUGACUUUGAGGAGACGCUCGAGUGGGCGGUUGAGCAGGUCAUGGGGGCCUUGGAGGGGUGGCAUGCCAGAAAGUGAGGUAUUUCGCCGCCUAUCAACCUCGCCUAGCUCAUAAGGGUUGAUCUACAGUGAUCUUAUCCAACGAGAGGCCGAUCUAGGUCCAAGUCAUGUGGAAGAUAUGUAUCUCGAGUGAAUCGCCCUCUUGACAAAGGCGGUUGUUUGGAAAGCAGUACCCAGAAAUCCAAUUUUUACUU